Molecule: messenger RNA, 777 nt
Organism: Mytilus trossulus (common blue mussel)
Lineage: Eukaryota; Metazoa; Mollusca; Bivalvia; Mytilida; Mytilidae
Exons: 1
Coding region: 1-777 (258 amino acids)
Source: RefSeq, a predicted model, not a curated record
AUGGAAAGUACUUUUGGACAGAUGUAUCGUUUUAUCAAAGCUAAAUUAUUGAAAGAUUCAUUAAACAAAUUACAAGAACUUGACAUUAAAUGUGUGGAUUUUGCUAUCAGUAUUAAAGAUCAAAUACUAUAUUGUCCUCCACCAUAUACCAAACUUAAAGCGACGUCAACUGCUACUAUGAAAACCAAGACGACUUUGAACAUGUCCCCCAUGUUAAUUUUAGCAAUUCAUUUAAGUCAACAUGGUGAACUUUUACUUGGUCUUCAGGAACAAGGCCCACGGUUCCCAGUACGUAAUUAUAGUACAAGACAAGUAGCUGUUUUCGGAUCCGAUUAUAAACAUAGAUCAACAUUUGAGAAGGAUGCUACAGGGGAAAAGUUAUUUUAUUACGCGAGAAGAAUCGCAACAGAUUCAACCAAUAGUAUUUACGUAAUUGAUUGGAUUAAUGAUAAUGAAAGGGGAAGAAUAGUGAGCGUAGACAGAAAUGGUCGUAAGCGAUUUGUUUACAACGGAAGCUCAACUUUAAAUAUACAUGAAGCAGUCUUCAAUCCCAUGGAUAUUGUAGUGACAUCGCAAGAUACAGCAAUAAUAUCCGACCGUCACAUUCACGCUUUACAUGCUCUUAGUGCGCAUGGAGAUUUAAUAGGACUACAAAACACAAGAACCUUUGAUAUUGAAUUUCCUUACAGUUUAAGUUUAAACAAUGAAGGAUAUCUUUUGAUAGGACCCGGAAUAAACAAAAAAGCGAAGAUACAUGUUGUAAAAUUAUUACAAUAG